AGCCGUUUCCAGAAGACGGUCCCUUCUACGACCGCGGGUAAGCUGCAAGCAUCGAUCACGACAUCUCUCGACCCCCGCUCACUGCCUCGAUCAAGACAAUAAGCUAUUGGACCGCAAGACAGAUCGAAUCUACAAUACGCUUCAUCAACGAGUCCAGAUGAUCGAGAACAUACCAACACAGCAAGUCGGCCAGCACCCAGCUGCCACCGCAAGAAUGUACGACCAACUCGCAGACAGGGUCAGAACGUUGCAAGCCGAACUAGAUCAACUCAAGGCAGCAAGCCUUGAACGUCGUAUUGAUGAUAUCGACCAACGGUCACAAUCCCCGGACGUCAGGCAUCAACAGUGGCGCUCCCAUGCUGACAGCAACCCUAUACAUCAUCUACCCCUUCCAUCUCUCUCACGCAUCAAGUUGUCCCAAAACAAGCUCACCCGAGAAAUCGUAGGCAUUUUCGACCCACAUUUCGAAGACCAUGACGGAAUCGGAAGAAUCACAGACGGCAAACUCCUCAUCUACACUGACGUGGUCUGCUUCAGAGAACGUCUUAUGCUGACGGAAGAUGACCCCGAACACGCGAUCGCCCAACAGAUCAAAGCAUUAUGGCCCACCCUCAUGGCGGGACCAGCACUAGACUGGUGGAUCAACGAGCUGACAUACGAUGAACGGACCGAACACCGCAAGUCACUCAAUGAAAUGUGCUCCGCACUCUUACAUCGCUUCAGACCUGAUGCUGCUAUGGCCACAAAGCGCUUUAACGAUUCAGGCCUUUCAUUGAGAGACCUCAUCGACAAUGACAACGCAUUAUCUGACUACAUUGCAAAGAAAAUGCGCUGGGCUAGAGCCAUGGGCAUUGUUUCCGAGAAGAACGGCAACUGGCACGGCGCCAUGAUCCAAAUCUGGUCAAACAUGUCACUUGGUAUUCGACAAUACCUCCGCGCACCAAACGAUAUUGAAUCUUUUGGCGAGUAUCAACGCGUUAUCACAAACAGCAGGGCUAUUCUGCUUGCAGCGGCCCACGAUAAGUAUCCCAAAUCACGAAGAUCCCGCACCACUCCAUCAGAGUCACCACGCAUAAGCAUUCGCGACAAUUAUUACCCCGCCGUGACACAUCGCGCAGCCGCUCCGACCGAUACCAACGCGAACCUUCUCGCUACAGAAGUGAUCGAUCCAAUGAUCGCGACCAAGAACACCGACGCCGAGAAGCCUCACUGCAUCGCGAUUACGAUAGACGUGACAGGCAGUCGUACAAAGACAAUAGCUGGCAAGAGCGCAAGGGUAAAUCUGACAACUUUGACAAACAAGACCACGACAAAUCACGUGAUGAUCGAAACCGCAAGGAUGACCGACGGGACACGUCCAAGGACGGAGUCCACUGGGCCGGGGAACCCGAAGAGAUACCAUCUGGUGGCUCGCCGUCGGAAUCGACCUCGGAGUCCGAAGGUUCGACAUACGAUUCAUACUACAUCCUGGACAAGAACCUGACUUGCAACCGAUGUAUGGUGGCAUUCCGAUCCACUGAACAGCUUCAAAAGCAUCGCACUACUUGUAAGGCAACG
Messenger RNA from Pseudomassariella vexata, 1557 nucleotides. RefSeq lists its product as uncharacterized. Bases 158 to 1483 code for a protein of 441 amino acids. NCBI's taxonomy places the organism in Eukaryota, Fungi, Ascomycota, Sordariomycetes, Amphisphaeriales, Pseudomassariaceae. The transcript has a single exon. The record is from RefSeq and is a predicted model, not a curated record.